Molecule: messenger RNA, 1059 nt
Organism: Phragmites australis (common reed)
Lineage: Eukaryota; Viridiplantae; Streptophyta; Magnoliopsida; Poales; Poaceae
Exons: 2
Coding region: 16-1059 (347 amino acids)
Cellular component (GO): plasma membrane
Source: RefSeq, a predicted model, not a curated record
AGCAUUGCCAACCGGAUGGCAUCCCGGGAGGGAGGAGCAGCCGGCCGGUCGGCGCUGUGGGUGGGGCGGACGCGGGAGUACCGCACGGGAAUGGACACGGAGCUGGUCGCCAUUGACGGCGCCGCGGGCCCGGCGGUGAGCCUGUUCGUGCUGUGCGGUGACCGGUUCGAGGGCUCGCAGCUGUUCCGGUCGGGCGGCCUGUCUGUGCACAUGGUCCGCGUGGAGGGCCACCCUGUGUCCAUGGCCUCCUGCACCGUCGGCGACCACCAGUGGAUGCUGGCGCGCGACGCGCUCGUGGCGCGCCUCGACGCGCGCGCCUUCGUCUUCGAGCUCCCCGGCUUCUUCUACGCCGUAGUCGUGCCGCCCGACGCCGCCGGUGGGGUGGAGAGUAAGUGCGCCACGAUGGCGGAGAUCUUCUCCCGGUUCUGCGCGUACCACGAUCUCACCACGGCAGAUGGUGCAGACGAAGCCGGCGAUCUGAACCAACAUACCAAUCCAUGGGUCCGUGCCCACUCCAAGAUACAGCGCCUCAAGAGACACACCUCGCCGACCGGACAGGCCCCCGCCGACGCGCCGUUCGACCGCGCCAGGCAGAUGGAGCGCGCGGUCCGCACGUCGGCGGUUGUCAAGCUGCUCACCCGCUCCCUCCUCACCGGCGUGCUGCAGCCCACUCGGCACCUGAUCAUCACCCUCGGCUGCGGCGCUAAUGCCGGCACCAGCUCGAGCGCCUCCGCGGCGGCGCUGCCGAGCAAGUCGGUCGUGUCCGACCUCCUCGAUGCCAUCGAGACGAACAGGGCCAGGCCGCGCUGCGACGCCCGCCGCGGCGGCGGCUUGGGGUGGUGGGGCCUCAACGUGGAGGGCGUAAUGCUGCUGCUCCGAGUCGUGAAGGCGGUCCGGGGGAAGAAGCAGGUGGCGGCGCCGGGGAACAAGAGGCCCCGCGACGAGGGGCCCGGGCGCGACGAUCUGAGAAGAGGCGGUGUUGUCGGAGGCGGAAGCGCCGCGGCGUUCGGCGGCGGCGCUGCGCAGCGUUGGUGCGUCGGUGCCUGUGGGAGCUCUUGA